This is a messenger RNA of Aspergillus terreus NIH2624, 876 nucleotides long. RefSeq lists its product as uncharacterized. Lineage: Eukaryota; Fungi; Ascomycota; Eurotiomycetes; Eurotiales; Aspergillaceae. Gene Ontology annotation, molecular function: FMN binding; oxidoreductase activity. The transcript is spliced from 3 exons. The coding region runs from base 1 to 876 and encodes 291 amino acids. The record is from RefSeq and is a predicted model, not a curated record.
AUGGCCGAACUCAUGGCCGGCUGGUCCAACACCCCCAACCCAACCUUUGUCGACCUGUACGACAAAUGGGGCCAAGGCGCCUGGGGCGCCGUCCUAACCGGUACCCUCCAUCCCCAUCCCAUCCCAUUCUCCCACCUAUCUGACAACAGAAAAGGCAACGUCCAAGUCGACAUCGACCACCUUGGCACCCCCUUCGACCCGGCCCUACCAGGCCCCUACACCGACAAAGAAUCCAACCCGGACCUCGUGUCCCUCUGGGCGCAAUACGCCGCCGCAACCCAGCAACACGGCCCCCCGGCCAUCGUGCAGAUCUGCCAUCCGGGCCGCCAAUCCGUCCGCGUCGCCGGCAGACGCGGCCUGUUCGCGCCCACCAUCGCGCCCAGCGCCAUCCCGCUGACCAUGGGCGAUGGCUGGCUCGGCCACGUCCUCGGCGGGAUUGUCUUCCCCGCGCCGCGCGAGAUGACCCAGGCGGAUAUCGACGCCGUCACGGCACGGUUUGUCGAUGCCGCGCGCUUGAUGGCUGAUGCGGGCUUCUCCGGGGUGCAGUUGCACGGCGCGCAUGGGUAUCUUAUUGAUCAGUUCCUCAACCCGAAGACGAACAAACGCACCGACGCAUACGGUGGCUCCCCCGCCCACCGCGCCAAAUUCGUCCUCGACAUCCUGGCCGCCAUCCGCGCCGUCGUGCCGGCCCGCUUCGCCGUCGGCAUCAAGCUCAACUCGGCCGACCACAGCGCCGCCAGCUUCGAGGACACUAUGACGCAGAUCGGGCUGCUGGUCGAGGCCGGGAUCGACUUUCUCGAGGUCAGCGGGGGGUCCUACGAAGAUCCGAAGGUAGUACCUUUUCCUCGUUUCACUCAUCCAUUCAGUCAGUGCUAA